This is a messenger RNA of Daphnia pulicaria, 2099 nucleotides long. Its product is annotated as U3 small nucleolar ribonucleoprotein protein MPP10-like. The transcript is spliced from 8 exons. Lineage: Eukaryota; Metazoa; Arthropoda; Branchiopoda; Diplostraca; Daphniidae. Gene Ontology annotation, biological process: rRNA processing. Gene Ontology annotation, cellular component: sno(s)RNA-containing ribonucleoprotein complex; small-subunit processome; Mpp10 complex. The record is from RefSeq and is a predicted model, not a curated record. The coding region runs from base 69 to 2048 and encodes 659 amino acids.
AUGGAUUCUUUUAUGGAGAAUUGGCGUCGUUGUUCCCACGCAAACAGACGUCAAAACAUUAGGCAAAAAUGGCGACAUGCAGCGAAUCCCUCGUGGAUAAGGUUUUGAAUGAAUUUAUCACUGUCACAACGAAACCAGAAAGCUUUCUAAGUGUACAGGCUGCUGCCAACACAAAAUUCAAAGCAAUUACAAAAGAUCUCUAUGAUUCUGUUAAUCAAAAUUUCACACUGCAAGGGCUUACUGGAAGUCUGCCAGAGCUUUAUACAGAGGGAUUCGAUGAAGAACAGAUUUGGCAGCAACUAGAACUUCACAAUGAACCUUCCUUCAAGAUAUUAAUGAAAAAUGUAGCCAAACUUCUUACAGGAAAAGACAAGAAACUUUCAUUUUACAAAGUUGAAGUACAAACUGACGAUGAAGAGCAAGAAGAAAAUGGUUUGGAAAACGAGGAGGAUAAAGACAGUGUUGCAAGUGACUUGUCUUUCCAACUUCCUUCUGAUAGUGAUAAUGAAAACGAGGAUGGAGACGACUCGGACCUAGACGAAACUGACGCAUUGAAAUUCGACGAGUACAAAAUGCUCGAUGAAGAACGCGAAGAAAGGCCAAAAAAGAAUAGAGAACAGUCAAUGGGGAAAAUUCGAAAAACUGAGGUCGACGACGAGUUUUUUAAAGUUGGUGAAAUGGAAAAGUUUCUUGAAAAGGAAGAAACUGAAAAACCAGUUAAGGACGACGACGAAGAUUCUAUCGAUUAUUUUGAGGACGUCCUUUCCGACGACGAUGAAAACGAAGCCGCUGUCAAAGCCAAGUACAAAGAUUUUUUCCGAGGAUCCAUUCCUGCAGACGACCAACAACAGGAAAUGGAUGAGGAAGAUGAAGAUCUGGAAGAGGGUGAUGAAGAAAUGGAAGAUGAAGAAGAGCUAGACGACGACGAUGAACCAAGAGAGAAACGUGUCAAAUUCGACUUGAAUGGCUCCGAUUCAAGCGACGAAGACGAGUCAGACACAUCCAACGAUAAUCUCACGAAAUCGGAAGGAAAAUCUAGCUAUGAGCUAAGACAAGAACGGUUGAAAGCUAAAAUCCAAGAAUUGGAAGACGAAGCUGUAGCGCCGAAACCCUGGCAGCUGAUGGGUGAAACCAAAGCCGAACUCAGACCUGAUAAUGCACUUUUAGAGGAAGAUCUUUUCUUCGAUCACACAACAAGACAAGCGCCUGUCAUCACAGAAGAGACCACCAAGACCUUGGAGGAAAUUAUCCGCCAACGCAUCAAAGACCAAGCUUUUGAUGACGUGGAGCGCAAAAUCAAACCUGUCUACGACCCUACUGAAUUCAAAAAGAAGUUGGUGCUGGACCAAGAAAAGAGCAAGUUUAGCUUGGCUGAAAUUUACGAACAGGAAUUCUUGAAGCAGCAAGAAACUCAAAAGGCAGAGGCUAAAUCAAGUAGUCUUGCCGACGUGCCCAACGAUGAAGCGUCCGAAGACCAAAACCGUGCAGCACUUCGCAAGAGAAUGGCCACUGUAUUUGCCAAACUAGAUGCACUCUGCAACUUUAGCUACACCCCACGAGCACCUGAACCUGAUGUCAAAAUUGUCAGCAAUAUGCCUUCGAUCGUUAUGGAAGAAAUUGCUCCCGUCACAGUCAGCGAUGCCAAUUUGUUGGCACCACAAGAAGUUCAAGAUCCCACGAGAGGCGUGUUGAAGGGCACGACGGAAAAAGCGAAAACGGACCGAUUGCGAGAGCGGCGGAAGAAGAAAAGUGCCCAGCGAGUGCGGCAUAAAGAACGAGAGCGUACCGAGAAGGCCGUCGACAAGGCUAAUCCGGGGCUGGGUAACAAGCACGCAAAAGCCCGUGUUUUGCACAAUUUACAGAAGGCGGAGAAGGAGGGUACCGUUUCAUUGAUCAAAGACAAUAGAACUAAAGCUACUAAAUCUUCGACGGCCUUCUUCAAACAAUUGCAAGAAGAUGUGUCGGCCAGCGUGGACGCGGUUAGACAGGGCAAGCAGAAAACCAAUCUGAAAAACAAACGCAGCACUGGUUCUCAGUUUAAACUUUAAAAUAAAACAUAAACAAGACGAAAAGGCGACAUAAAACUCUUUCCAACUCUA